CACAGAAGGCAAGGCUUGGAGUAAAACUCAGUUUCUACACCCCUUUCCCAGCUCACACAGCUCAGUCUGUCUCUCUUGUUACACUUUGUUCCUUUAUCAUCCCUCUCCCCCCACCAAUUGGCUUGAUUUGUUUUUAAAACGUGGGUCCGUAUGCUUCUGGCUCAGCCCCAGCCACAUUUUCAAGGCAUUUUGGAUGCUGAGAGAACAGCAGGUGCAGCAGGAAGCUGUGCGGAUAGAAGACUGAAACUCAGAGAGACUAACAGACUUUUCAAAGAUCCCAAAGGACAAUUGCAACACCACGAGGACAAGGCAAAAACAAUACUUCCGAAAGAUGGACCUCCCACUUGUCUGUGAUAGGCUACCAGGAAUAGCAACAGCCUGUGUCACUGAAAAGGGCAAAGCCUUCUGAAAUAGAAACAAAGUUGUUCACAAAUCACUUUGUGGCUUACAUUUAGUUUCUGUAUGUUUCUGUAACGUGCUGCCAUGAGGAGACUAAACUGUACACUGGUUGUUGGUACGAGAAGGGGAACUGCCCUGUGAAGUGUUUCAACCGUAAAGUGCAGGAUAGAGCUGUUGAAUGGCAAUGGUACCUAUGCAGAGCACCGAGGACCUCAAUCAGCAGUGCCAGAAAAUGACAGCAGAGGAGACCGAUGAUAAUAACAGAUGCAGCAGCAACCUACAUGAGCUUCCCUCUCCAGCAGAUUAGUCACCUGAAAGAUCAAAAGAUUCGUUGGCACCUGUAGCAGCACCCAUAUACUCUAAGGAUCAAAUUCAGUCCUCCAAGUGGAAACAUUGGUAUCUGUUGACCUUAAUAAGAGAUGCACUUGCACAUCCCAGUGGUACCUUUGACUCUGUAUCUGCACCCUGAAAAUCCUGAUGUGGAAUGUUUACCUUUCUGUCAUCUACCAUUGCUGCCAUCAGUGGACUCCUAAUGGGUUAUGAAUUGGGACUUAUCUCAGGGGCUCUUCUCCAGCUGAGCAGUAUACUAAUGCUCUCUUGCAAACAGCAGGAAAUAGUCGUAAGUGCCAUCCUUAUUGGGGCCUUACUAGCAUCACUUACUGGUGGAUUCCUGAUUGACCGAUUUGGAAGGAGAAUUGCUAUUAUUGUAGCAUCUUCUUUAUUUGUAUUGGGAAGUCUGAUCUUGAUACCCAGUGCAUCAUAUGGGAUACUUAUUGUAGGCCGGAUCACUAUAGGCAUUUCCAUAUCAUUAUCUUCAAUUGCAACAUGUGUAUAUAUUGCUGAGAUUGCACCGCAGCAUAGAAGAGGCCUACUUGUGUCAUUAAAUGAACUUAUGAUUGUGACUGGCUUUCUUUUUGCCUACAUUUCAAAUUAUGUAUUUGCCAGUGUUUCUCAAGGCUGGAAAUACAUGUUUGGCCUUGCAAUGCCAUUAGGGGCUUUGCAAGCUGUUGCUAUGUAUUUCCUUCCCCCAAGUCCUCGGUUUCUUGUUAUGAAAGGUAAUGAUGAAGCUGCUAGCAAGGUACUGGGGAGGCUAAGGGCAACUUCAGACACUACUGAAGAACUCAUUGCUAUCAAGUCUUCCUUGAAAGAUGAACAUCAGUACAGUUUCUUGGACAUAUUUCGUUCAAAAGACAACAUGAGGGCACGAAUGCUAAUAGGUCUCACCCUAGCAUUUUUUGUGCAAACAACAGGACAACCUAACAUUUUAUUUUAUGCAUCGACUGUUCUGAAGUCAGUUGGGUUUCAGAGCAAUGAAGUGGCUAGCUUGGCCUCUACUGGAGUGGGAGUGGUCAAAGUAGUCAGCACAAUCCCAGCCAUCAUUUUUGUGGAUCAAGUUGGAAGCAAAACCUUUCUGUGUAUUGGUUCUUCUCUUAUGGCGGUGUCACUAGUCACCAUGGGUUUGGUGAAUUUUAAUUUACAUAUGAACUUCACAAAUAUCUGUAGAAGCCAGUCCCUGGAAGAUUCAGUUUUUCAUGGAUCAGGAAACCUGACUGCUAAUAAUGACAGUCUCAGGAACCAGUUUGGCAGUAUGACUUCACAGGAUGGAAUAUCACUAAAUACACUAAAGAAAUCUGAAAUGGUUAAAACAGAGGAACAGAACAGGACAGUUUUGGAAGGAGACAUAAUCUCUACAGGAAGUCAAAUGAGAUCGAACAUCAAAACAGAAACUGUGGAAGUCCCACUAGUUCUGAAAUGGAUCUCUCUGGCUAGCUUGCUUGUUUAUGUUGCUGCUUUCUCCAUUGGUCUGGGACCAAUGACCUGGCUGCUGCUGAGUGAAAUUUUCCCUGGUGGAAUCAGAGGACGGGCCAUUGCUUUGACCUCUAGCAUGAACUGGGGUAUAAAUCUCCUUAUCUCCUUGACAUUUUUGACUGUAACUGACCUUAUUGGCUUGCCAUGGGUGUGCUUCAUUUACACAGUAAUGAGUCUAGCAUCCUUGGCUUUUGUCAUCAUGUUUAUACCAGAGACAAAGGGGUGCUCUUUAGAACAAAUAUCCAUGGAGCUAGCCAAACAGAAGUAUGCGAAGAAUACCACUUGCUGGAUCAGCCAACGAAGAGAGAAAUUAGCACCAAUAGAGCUUCCCAAGAGAGAACACUGUGAGCAGUUCUACUAGACUUCAGAAGGAUGUUCAUCCGAGGGCAACCUAUGCGGCCUUCUCAAGAGAACGAAUGCCCCAAAAUAUUCAUGAAUGCUAUUAUGUGAGAAACCUUAGUAUCUUAUAUACACAAACUAGUCUCUAUUCCAUGUCAAAGUAGUGUUUCCUUCAGUGACAAUAUAAUUCUAAAAUUUAAGAUUUUUGUAGUUUAUAAUUCAUUAGAAUCCUAGAUUUACCCUACUUUGUGCCAGCAUCUUUCACCUCCUCUCAACUUACCAACCCCUUAGAUGUGGAAGGUGAAUGAGUGCUGAAAUACUAUGAACAAUUCUGAUCAGCCAUCUUCAACCAAGAUUAAUUCAAACCAGAACUGAUACAGAGGAGGACUAUGAGAAUUAGCACAGAAAUGGAGAGUCUAUGUUACAAGAGGAAAGUAAAAGAGUUCUUCUACUUUAGCCUAGCAAAACAAUUGUGAAAAUUUAAGGGUGCAUGCACUAGGAAGGGAGGAGAACUAUGUGAGCUAACAGACAACAUUGGGCACAAGAACGAGUGGAUGGAUAUAAGGUGGACCAUGAAUAAAUUCAAAUUGAAAGUUAGAGCAGUGAUGUUCUGGAACAGCCUUCCAAUAGGAGAAGCCUGAGGUAAGAUAUAGAACUAGUUUUACAGGGGAGCUUGAGUGCUUCAAGGAAGUCCUCGAGGGCAACUUGAAAAAAUGAAACAUUGACAUCAGCUCAUGGGAGACUAUUGCCCAGGACCUCCCCAGGAGGAAGAGUGUUGGAAGAGUGUUCCUCCCCAGGAGGAAGAGUGUUGGAAGAGUGUUGGACUUCGAAACCUUACAAUGACAACAGGAGAUGGAAAAGCAGGAGUGGCAGAUAUAGAGUAUCAUGGACCAAAUCAAGAAUCUGGAGCCACCUGUCUCUCAUGGAAACACAUAGAUGAGUUGCAGCAGUCUGUCAAUCCUGAAUUGGUCUCAUCAGCCAUCUUUAGACCCACAUGUAAAACAAUCAUAUGGAAGACAGUCAUCCUUGACUGCAAGGGAUUGCUGAAGUAUAUGAUAUAGUUGCCUGGAACAGUAGGAGACUGAUCUUGGUGACCCAGUAAGUCUCUUCCUGUCCCAUGUUUUUAUUAAAUGAAGCAACAAAAACUUUUGAGACAGAGGCAUCUAAAUGCAUGACCAGCUGCUUGAACUGGUGUAGGCCCUAAAAGAGACAAAAAGAGAUAGGUUUUACUUCCCAAAUCAUACAAAUCAAGAUAAAAACAAUUAGAGUUGACUCUGAGAUUAGUUUUCAUGUCCUAAUGCAGCCUUGGGAGUAUAAAGGAAGAGUUUGUGUGGCACAAUUAAUAGAUGGUAACAUUAUUAUUUGCAUACCUACAUGCUGUAAAUCUAAAUCAUUGCUGUUCUGGAAAUAUUGUGUCAAACUUGGAGUGGAUUCCUCUGAGUCAUUCUCUGCUUAUUCCAAAGUCCUGGUCAGGAACACAACUGCAAUCUUUCAAACAAUUAUUAUGUACCUCAUGUUAGGCAUUAGCUAGCUCAUAGUUGUUUCUCAGUGAGCAAUAAGCUUGAUUACUAAAGGCAAUCAUUGAUCCUCUGGAUCGUGGUGUACACACAAAAUAAAAGCAAUAAGAAUUGAAGCUACAGUGCUGAACCACUGGAUUUGGAAGACUACCUUAGCAAUUGGCUGAUAGAGGUCUUGGAGAAAACAAAUGAAUAAAACACAAAUUGUCAUGUUCCAAACCAUUGUAUAUGCUGAGUAGGACCUCCAAGCAGUAAUUCAUGGAAACCAUAACCAACUAGUUGCAUUCCUCAUGUCAAACUGAGGCAUGCAAAGCAGGAGGUAACAAAGGUUAUCAUAUCUCCACUUCCUAUGUGGCUUAGUUGGACAUUUUUCUGAUCUCUUUGCUUAGAAGGCUGAUAAUGCUCUGGUAGAGUGAAGUCUUUCAAGUUUCAGGUUUUUCCAUCAAGGGUUCAGAGGACCAUUUAUUAGCACAAUAUAUGCCAAAUCAAAGCCUAUAGAGAAGCUAGAGAAGAGUCAGGAACAAACUUAUUAAUAACAGUAAUUAGGAAUUUAGCUACCUCAGAAUGUGAGCCUACUGUUAAGAGCUCCAUUAUAUCUUUCCUGCUAUGGAGAUCUGCAACCUAGAUCCUGGGAGAGUUGACCAAGUCCUAUCCAACCCUUCCUGUAAAGAGGAGAUAAUAGUCAGAGCCUGUUCUGCCAAUGCAAGAACAAUACACAUACCAUAUUUUCUAGAGUUUACCUUGUUUUAAAUUAUAUAUGCCAUGGUGCUGCUAUCGUAGGUGACAAUUCUAGAGACUGGUAGAUGUCACUGUUGGCUAGGGUUUAUUUAAUUCAAGCAUUGCCACUCAAAUAUAAUAUUAUCACAGACAUCAUGUUAAUUUCAGGAUGUACAUGGUGUUACAAAAUGCUAACCAGGACAUUAUUUUCCCAUUCUGUGAAGAGGUUAAAAAUGAAAAUGAAAUGUUUCUAUUCUGCUCUGGGAUAAAACUGAGAUCUUUCAAUAUUUUUCAUGAAAAAUGAGAGUGGAAGAGACAGCCCAAAAUAGUCAGGUGGUUUGGAAAGACAAGGAACCUUGUGGUGAUAUCUUUUAUUGGACCAACUGCAUAGUUGUGAUAAAGUUAGACAAAAUUUCAAAUGCAGUGUAUUCUCCAUCAGCUUGGGAUCCUCACCUGAGAUAGGGGACACCCAGGUUCAAGUUCCUAGUCAGAGUUCAACAAGGCAGGGUCUCUCAUACCCCAGCUGAGAACCUAUGUGGCCAACCCAGGGUCUCAUUCUGACCCCCACAUUUCACCCCAGAUGUGAGAAACCUUUGGUAAUGAAAUCUGAUUUAGAACUAGAAUAUAUCUGGGAAAGGUGUCACUGGAGGACUUGGCAGUCUCUUGGUUUUCCAGCAAAAACCUCUCUUGUUGGAAUUCCUGAUCAACUUCAGUAGCAAACAAACAAGCAUCUAAGGAUAUGGAUAAGGUUUUAGAAUCAUGAUUUUUGAAUUCUCAGGGUUAGCCACACUGUGGCCACGUCUACACGAGAUGCUGACAGUGCAGGUUGUUACUGCACAGUCAUUUAGUACUUGUUUAUACAAGUAACUCAGGUUACUGUGUGGUAGUGCUGAUGAACAUCUUUUUUAUGAUGCUACUGCAGUCAUCUACUAUUACUGCGCAGUAGUGUUGCAUCGUGGUUUUUGCCACACUAUGCUACUGUGCAGCAGUAUUGAGUUACUGCGCAGUAACAUCUCACGUAGAUGUGGCUGGUGAUACUCGGCCUCAACGCCUUUCAUUUUACCAGUAUUGUUAAGUUAAAAAUAUAUUUUUAAAAAUACCAAUGCCCUGAGUCAGUAGAGGCCAAGCUUUUCAGCUGGCAUGCUGCAAAUUAACCAAGCAUCCUCCCAGCAUCAGACCCACUUUGAACCACCAUCCCCCACCCAUGGCUGCCCAUGGCCCUUGUGACAUGCAUGCGACGGGAUGGCUACCCCUGCCCUAGCUUAUGGAAACUGACAGAAUAUUAAAAUACAUAUAUAAAAUAUUAUUAAACCUAUUUGUUUACUUUUUGUGGUUGCGUCUGGGCAGUUUUGUUUACAGAAAACAAGAGAAUCAAAUUCACUUCCACAGUCUCAAGCACUUCUGUUGCACACAUUGCAGUGCUCUUAAACAUACAGUGAAAUUAAAACCAGCAGACAUGAAAUAGGCUGUUGUUCUUAGAGACUUGCAAAAACUUGUUUCUGAAAAACAAAGUGUGGGACAAAUUCAACAUGACGCUGCUCUUUUCAUAUUAUUCUAUUCUCUGGACAUCCAUUUAUAUUUUUGGCACUGAUGCUGUACUGAGCUCUAGGCAGACAGACCUGUAUGCUCACUACAUGAUUACACCAGUAGAGGAUUAUCAGUGCUGUACACCUGACUCAAGGCUAGCUAUCUUUCUUCACAAGUCAUUCAUAUGAAGCAGCCAAACCACCCUGUCAAUUUGUCAGCAACUUUCCAUUACUAGAUGUGUCCAAGACAAAAUUUAAUAUUCUUGGUGCAGUUUUUGCAGCAGUCCAUAGCAAGAGACCAUUAACUUCUUGAUUUGUGAUACGAUGCCUCUUUGCACACAUUGUACUGGCUUAUUGCCAGCAUUAUAUUACUAAAGGUUUUCUGUAAUCACUUUCCAUGAUCAGGCACUAUUUCCUUCUCGGCACUGCACUUUUCUAAAUAAAUCUUUGAGACUGAA
Alligator mississippiensis (American alligator) is the source of this 6765-nucleotide messenger RNA. It is a transcript of the gene SLC2A12, whose product is annotated as solute carrier family 2 member 12. The coding region runs from base 884 to 2569 and encodes 561 amino acids. Gene Ontology annotation, biological process: transmembrane transport. The record is from RefSeq and is a predicted model, not a curated record. NCBI's taxonomy places the organism in Eukaryota, Metazoa, Chordata, Crocodylia, Alligatoridae. Gene Ontology annotation, molecular function: transmembrane transporter activity. Gene Ontology annotation, cellular component: membrane. The transcript is spliced from 8 exons.